Molecule: messenger RNA, 3199 nt
Organism: Patiria miniata (bat star)
Lineage: Eukaryota; Metazoa; Echinodermata; Asteroidea; Valvatida; Asterinidae
Product: DNA polymerase subunit gamma-2, mitochondrial-like
Exons: 10
Coding region: 61-1323 (420 amino acids)
Biological process (GO): mitochondrial DNA replication; glycyl-tRNA aminoacylation
Cellular component (GO): mitochondrion; cytoplasm
Molecular function (GO): glycine-tRNA ligase activity
Source: RefSeq, a predicted model, not a curated record
GUUGACCCUCUUUUACUUGCAGUUGAGAGCGCUAGAGACGUAGUCUGCUGACUUGAGAGAAUGUGCAAAGAGGCAGGCCUUCUGCAGAAGCUGAUUGGACUAUGCAGUCGCUAUGGAUACAUCCAUCCAUCUUGUGACCUCGGGAGGUCAGGGGUCAAGGGUUGCUAUGACUACGGACCCCUAGGCACCUUGUUGAGGCGCAACAUUCAGAAUGAGUGGUGGACGAGUGUUGUUUCAUCUCAAGAAGAUAUGUUUGGCAUAGAAAGCUCACAGCUACAGCAGACGUCUAUAAGAAAUACUAACCAAUCAGAGAAUUCUUCAGAUGAUAUAAACGAUCAUCGUAGACUUUCCGUUAUCCCAAGUAGUGAUGAGAUGCAAACACAAGGAGAGAAUUUGAACUGGACACUUCGUGAUUCCCUCAAUCAAGGUACCAUUUCGCAGUACUACAACACACUUCAGCUAGUCAGUCGCAGACUGCCGUUUGGCCUGGCCCAGAUUGGUCAAUGCUUCAGAAGGACUGGCCAAUCAGAGAGCUUGACAGAUGACGAUCACGACAGAUAUAUCUUUGACUUGCCUGAGUUUACUCAGAUGACAGCCCAGUUCUACUGCUCCCCUAAGACUGCGGAUCGUUGGAUGAUUGACUGGCAACGAGACAGGAUUCAGUGGUGGAGAAAGUUUUCAGGUGCUCCGUCUAGCUUCCAGAUGUCAGAGACCAAGCAGUCCGAACUCCUGCGCACAACAGACAUCCAGUUCCAGUUUCCCUGGGGAGUAGAGACGAUUGAAAGAAUAUCCAACAGAGGGAGUGGUGAACUGGAACGGCUGCAGAAGGAGACAGGCGUAGACUUCCAUGGUCGGGAGGGAAGGAAGAACGUUCUACCCCAGGUGGUUGAGAUGGCAUGUGGUCUAGAGAGGGGCAUACUGGCAUUACUCCUAGAUGCUUAUCAAGAAAAGGAGAGAACAGACAGCAAGGGCCAGAAGAUCAACCACAGAAUGGUGUUGAGAUUGCAUGUCAAACUUGCACCCAUCAAAGUAGCUGUUCUACCCAUCAAGGGAACAAAGGAAAUAAUUGAGAUUUGUGAAUAUUUGGCUAAAGAGCUGCGCAAAGGGAGUAUUUCUUGCCAUCGUGUCAAUGAGCUCGGCCCAGUCAUUGGCCAACAUGUAGCAAGAUUUGACGAGAUGGGUAUCCCCUUUGUUGUCUUGCUUAGUGAUAAAACUCUGAAGACUGGUGUAGUCAGGAUGCGGCAUAGAGACACAAUGAUAACGCAACAAUUGCACAUCACCGAGGUAAGAGAAACUAUAGAGCGCCACCUAGAGGCUGGAUGAGGAUAGGAAUAGCGCAACGAGCUAAUGACUGGAGCAACUCGGUGACUGCAGCACAUGCAAGUUAUGAGUCAUGAGCUUGGGGACGAUCUUACAGUAUGACAGCAAAUGAAAUAAACAUGCCUAGCAACGGAGAGUCUACUCUCACUCUCAAAAGACUGAAAUUGAAUCCUUGGUCUUCUGAUAUGACUGUCUAGCCGGAGUGGGGGGGGGGGGCCUCCUGCUGUAAAAACAACUUCAAUUUAUAUAAAACUAAAAUUGUAAGAUUUUAAUUUUAGCUAAGCCCGAUGCAAAUUUUAUCUUUAGAUAUGAGUAUGUAUACUGUAUUUCGUAGUAUUCAUGCUACAUGUACUCAGUGGGGAAAGUGCCAGGAAUCACCUCAGAUUGCACCAGAGCAACUAGAAUCCAAAUAAAAAUUAAAAGGGUAAAAAUGUGAAUACAUUAAGUUAACAAAGUCCACUAAAAUGUAGAUAACACAGACAUUUCCUCAGCAGGCAACAAAGGUAUAUGGCCGGUCAGACUUGCCCCCCCCCCCCCAAGUCUAUACUUUUUUGUUUAUACAUUUACUUCUUUGCAACAGCUCUCAUUGGUUUACAUCAUAAACAAACGCGCAUACAGCCCCCACAGACAAAUAUAGAAUCUCUGAAUUAUAGUUAGAUUAUACAGUCAAACCCUGAUAAGAAGAGCACUGUUAAAACGUCCUGCACAAUUUUACGUCCGGGGUCUUCGGGAUUUUUUAUUUUCCAUUACUAUUCAUACAAUUAAGGUACCUGUUAUAACGAGGUAAUUUGUCCCAAGGACCGUGUUAUAAAGGUGUUCGCGUGUCCACUCUCAAUAAUACAGUCAACCGUACGUAGCCAAGAUGUUUCUUAUAUCAGAAUUUUGUAUUAAGCGGAACAUCCCAUCAGUCCCAUUCAUUGUGCACGUAAAGCACAAUUGGGACCAAGACUUAACGUUUGUUUUAACCAGACUCUGUAUUAACAGUGUUUGUAUUAACGAGAGAUAGAAGAUGUUAUUGUUGAAAUGGCCAACCAGCCGCUGGGUGUUAUGCUCCGACGCACAACUACAAAAGUAGCGAUGAUCUCUUCUUUAGACCGAACAGUGCCGGACCAUGUACAGCGACUGUCCGUUGUCAACAUAAGAUGGGAAAUUGGCCGUCAAAAACAAAAGUGCAUUUCACGAUAAUUUCUCGAGAUGAAAAACUGCCAUCGAAAGCACAAUUUAUUAGUGCCUCGCUCGCAACAUGAAAAUUGUACCUCUUUCAUGGAAAACUGGCCUUUAGAAAUAAUAGUGCUCCUGGUCACUGAGCUGGCCAUCAAAAGUGGCAGUGCCCCUCUCUACAUAACUAGUCAAAUUCAUGGGCGGACCCAGAGAGGUUACUGCCGCUGGCGGAGGGUGUGUGGUGUGCCAAGGGCGGAUCCGGGGGCAACGGGGCCAUACCCCCCCCCCCCCCCCCAAUUGACGUCACAAAAAAGGCAGCAACUAUACGUACACCACCACGAGAAAAAAUGUCACCAAAAUUGGUGGAGUGGUCAGAAAUUGCCUCAGAUAGCACCACGUACAGAGCAUUAAAAUCUAUUUUUUUUCCCCGGCCGGCCCUUAAGCCUUAGCGGGUCCCAAACCCCAUGUGUGCUGUGAAUUUGUUGACCCGCUUUUUGGGCACCAACGGAAGGUUCCCCCUUUAUCAGCGGGACAAGGGCCCCUUUUUGGUGAAUCCCCCCAGUUUGAAAAGCGUCCGCCGCCCCUUGUUAAUGUUAGAUUACAGGCCAAAAAAAGUCUCCGGUUUCUGGUAUGCGCGCGCGUCGCCGUAGCCAUAUGCGCGUCGGCAAAAUUGAAAAGUUUUUUUUAAUGUAAGAUGAUGUCUCAAAACCGCCAAACU